Daphnia magna is the source of this 1571-nucleotide messenger RNA. It is a transcript of the gene Coq2, whose product is annotated as 4-hydroxybenzoate polyprenyltransferase, mitochondrial. Gene Ontology annotation, biological process: ubiquinone biosynthetic process. Gene Ontology annotation, cellular component: mitochondrial inner membrane. The coding region runs from base 215 to 1282 and encodes 355 amino acids. The record is from RefSeq and is a predicted model, not a curated record. NCBI's taxonomy places the organism in Eukaryota, Metazoa, Arthropoda, Branchiopoda, Diplostraca, Daphniidae. The transcript is spliced from 6 exons.
UAAGCCCGCCCAGGAGGUAUAAUAACACCAUGGUGUAAGUGUAACUGGAAAGUGGAAACAGUACAUUUAAAUCAUGUUUAAAUGAAGCGAAAAAAGAAACUAGGCAACGUUUUUCCAUGUUGAUGUUUUGUUCUAAAACCUGUUUGCUUAAACUGGAAGCCGACAAGUCAGUCCACCUAAUUUACCAAGUUACCAGUACAAGCCGACAAGUAAAAUGAUCUCCUACACCUUUGUUCGCUUUUCUUCGGAAUGUCGAGGUAUAUUGCGUGUGUCACCAAAUUCACCACUGAAAACUAGGUUCAUUAGGAAACCUUGGAAUGGGGCAGUGUUCUCCACCAGCAAGUUUGUACAAACUAAGAAAGAACACAAAACAAAAUUUGUUAAAUCAACCCUUGCUGAAAGACUUGUGAAUGGCUCCCCCAAGGAAAUGCAGCCAUAUCUAAAACUUAUCAGAAUGGAUCGUCCAAUAGGAACAUGGCUACUAUUUUGGCCCUGUGGAUGGAGUGUAACAUUAGCUGCACCAGCAGGAAGUUUUCCUGAUAUUGGCAUGUUGGGUCUUAUGUUGGCUGGUUCUUUCGUGAUGAGAGGAGCAGGAUGCACCAUAAAUGAUAUGUGGGACAAAAAAAUUGAUCAACAGGUUGAAAGAACAAAAGAUAGGCCUUUAGCCAGCAAUCAAAUCACAACUCUUAAUGCCUGGGUUUUUCUGGGGGCACAACUAAGUGUGGGACUCCUUAUUCUGUUGCAACUGAACUGGUACAGCAUCCUUUUGGGAGCAAGUUCAUUAGGAUUGGUUGUAUCUUAUCCUUUAAUGAAACGUGUUACAUAUUGGCCUCAGCUUGUACUUGGCCUCACCUUCAACUGGGGAGCAUUAAUUGGGUAUUCUGCCAUCCAAGGUUAUUGUGAUUGGAGUGUAUGCUUGCCACUCUACGCUGCUGGAGUAGCUUGGACUUUGGUAUACGAUACGAUAUACGCUCACCAAGACAAGUACGACGAUGCUGUCGUAGGAGUUAAAUCAACUGCGUUGAGAUUCGGCGAAUCAACUUCUAAAUGGCUCAUGGGGUUUAGCUUGAUCACUGCUACUGGAUUUACCAUUGCCGGAAUAAACGCAGAUCAAUCUUGGCCUUAUUAUAUGGCAGUUUUGGCAACCAAUGCGCACUUAAUUUAUCAAAUAUCAACAUUAAAGAUCAACGACCGUGAAAGUUGCGCGAAAUUAUUUAAAUCCAAUAGGGAUAUAGGCGCCGUACUCUUUUUGGGUUGUGUUCUUGGGACGUGGUGUCAAUGAAUUUGAAUUUUUUAGAACAAUUGGUUACAAAUAUGUUUAUGGCGGGAAAGCCGUACUUUCCUUACUUAACGGAUAAAGGUUAUACCCUUAUACUACACUUAAACCAACAUAAAAAUGUUUAUAUUACGGCCUUAAGUGACUGCUAGUAUUUACUAUUGUAUCCUAUAAAAACAUCCUAUUAUCAUUUCUCUUGUGUAUGGAAAAUUUACUACGUUGUCCGAAUGAAAUUUGACGAACCCACUGUUAUUAUGGCGAAUUUUUGGCAUAAUAAAAGGUGCCUUUAUAUUGA